Messenger RNA from Peronospora matthiolae, 1092 nucleotides. NCBI's taxonomy places the organism in Eukaryota, Oomycota, Peronosporomycetes, Peronosporales, Peronosporaceae. The record is from the annotation of a GenBank genome assembly.
AUGAAUAUGUUGGAUGAUGAAGAUGACCAAAGCUUUCACGCUACGCGUGACGGCUACUCCCAUUUGAGCGAUGUCGAAUGGGAUGCGGUUGAACGAAUGGGUUCGACCAUGGGCAUCCAUGCUGUUAGCGUCAUGCUAGAGGCUCUCAAUAGAGAUGCCCAACAUGCUACUAUCGCCAAGUUCAUUCGAAAUGAACUUGACGCAGAACGCGAGAAAGUAGCCUUGCUUCACCAACAAGGUUCUCAACAAGCAGAGUUGUUGAGAGAACAAGGUGCUCAACAGUUUGAACUGUUGAGACAGCAGCAGGCUGCUGCUGGCGGGUCGAUGCACUCGCGUCGGCCCGAGACUUUGAAGAUUGACAUCUCAAAGGCGCGUCGCAUCGACGACGGGGAUAUGCAAGUUGCAUUUGCCCAGUCAAAUCUGGCAGGACGUGCCAAGACUUGGGCACUGGGGCUCAAGCUGCACGACCCAUAUGCGUUUGGGUCGUUGGAAGUCUUCAAGUCGCGGCUCAGACAAACGUUUGAACCGCCUAGAGCUGAGUUCAGAGCUCGAACUGAACUCUUGAAGCUCAAGCAGGGUAAGCGUGAUGUGCACGCUUACGCUCAACAUAUACGACAUCUCACGAGUUGUAUAAGUUCCAAUCCGGUGGAUGAACACACGUUGGUUUCGGUGUUCAUGCAGGGUCUUGCGGAUGGUCCCGUCAAGACUCACCUGUUCCGGCUUGAACUAGAUUCACUAGAACAAGCCAUUUCAAUUGCGGAGCAGGAAGACUUCAGUCUGAGACAGGCUCGCGCCAGCUCGACAUCAUAUCGUCAACCGAGACGAUAUGACAACGGAGGUCCAGAGCCGAUGGAACUCUGUUAUGUAGAGAGCGAGAAGGCUCGCUCUACAGGCUACAAGAAGUUGCAGAGAUGCAACAGAUGUCAAAAGACAGGACACUACGCUUACGAGUGUAGUGCCCCUCGUCCAGUGUCUCGCGACACUGGGCGUAGUGACCGUCCACCCAUGAGAAAGGGGCAGGGACGAGGGUCCGCAGUUGGUGCAAAGACGCAACAACGGGAUGGACCGUCAAAAAACGGACAGGAUCAGUAG